AUGGCAGAGGAACUUAAAUUCGUAGACUCUGACAACAUUGAUGGAUAUCUCAUGGAUCCUCCUGCUGCUCAUCAAGAAUUCAAAUCCAUGAUGGUGGGUUUGAACAACUAUAGGAUCUCUCAAGCCCUUCAUGCCAAUCCAGUCAUUCACAAAGACCUGAUCAAUAGUUUAUGGAAAAAUGCUUCGAUCAACAAUCAAGGAUCAAAUGGAGCUAGUACAGUGGAAUCUAUUGAAGUUAUGGAGAAAAUGUGUUAUGAAGGAAACUAUGCUUCCACUAUCAAGAAGCUACUGCCACCCUACUGGAGGUUCCUGGUACACUCCUUCGUGAGUUUCAUUUAUGGAAGAAAGGGAGGCUCUGAUGAAAUCAGUAAGAUUGUGACCUCUUCCAUUGUUGCUCUAGCUAUGGACUGGGAUUACAACUUCUCAAAGACGCCCGAUACAUUGGAUAUGAAAGCUUUGGGUCCCAACACUUUUGGACUCAUGAAGCAAUCGAGAAAGUCUGCCAAAGUUGCUUGUCAAGGAUUAAAGGAGUUAUUUAAAGUUGUAAGGUUUGCUGAGAUUGAAGACACUCCUGCUGUUGGUUCAAUAAAUGUUGAGGUUGUUGAGGAACACAUGGCGCCCAAACCAAAGUUUCAAUUCGCCAUUGAUGAGAUUGAAUUAUCUAAUGAUGAAGAAGAUCAAGAGGAUCAAGAAAAUGAUUUGACAGAAAAAGAUGAACUGCAAGGAAGCCUCCCCAAACAGUUUUUGUCGCUGCUGAACCUCUAUCUGAAAGUGAUCCAGAAGACUUAUCCUACGCUUUACUCCCAAAGAAGCGAAAAAGAAGAGAUCCAAGGCCGGGAGUGUUUAUCACAAGCCCAGUUCAAAAGUAAUACAUCGAUUGAGCCUGGUUCUAUGGCUCAAAACAUAGAAAUCACAUUCACUGAGACCUCUCCAAUGAUUCAAGAAAUACCAAGCCUGUUCCUUGAGCUCAUUCCUAUGGAUCAGGAUUUUCAAAGCCUAAUUGUUGAAGAAGAAGUCAUACCUUCACAAGGAGCUCAAGCUUCAGGAAGCUCAUUUGAAACACCCGAGCUGGACAUAUCCAAAGGCAAAAUAAAUUUGCCUAAAUAUGAAUUUAUUGAUGUCGUUCAGCUUCAAAACAGAGUCUUCGAUUUGGAACAAAACUCCGCUGAAAAAAGAAUUGGUAAUUGGAAAGCAGGACAUUCGAAUCAGCGAGCUUGA
Molecule: messenger RNA, 1218 nt
Organism: Lactuca saligna
Lineage: Eukaryota; Viridiplantae; Streptophyta; Magnoliopsida; Asterales; Asteraceae
Source: the annotation of a GenBank genome assembly